This is a messenger RNA of Ricinus communis (castor bean), 2438 nucleotides long. RefSeq names its product protein ACCELERATED CELL DEATH 6-like. Gene Ontology annotation, molecular function: protein binding. Bases 374 to 2341 code for a protein of 655 amino acids. Lineage: Eukaryota; Viridiplantae; Streptophyta; Magnoliopsida; Malpighiales; Euphorbiaceae. The record is from RefSeq and is a predicted model, not a curated record. The transcript is spliced from 6 exons.
AUGAAAGUUUACUCCUUUUACAUGUCUUGUAUCUGUUUUUCCUAGUAAGUAGUACCAUGGAUCAAUACUUAUAAAAGCAAUUCCACCAAUUAUUAUGCUAAUGUCUUUUAUACCAUAAUUCACAGCACUUUGCUAUUUCGGUUGUCAAGUUGAUUAUUUAGCAAAACAAUUCCUUCGGAUACUUCAUGUUCAGGGGAAAGAAUCUUUAACACUUUCUAGAUGAAUUUAGUUGUGAUGCUUAAUUCUUCUUGUGACAAUCAAGGCAGCUUUUUUUAACCUUAAUUAAGCAAAGAAGAUAGAUUGCUUUUAUUUUCUUUUAUUUUUUUUCAUUUUAAUUUUUUCUUCUCUUUCUAACUGUAUAUAAUCUUGGAACAUGUUAAUUGAUAAUGGGGCAACAGCUAUCAUGCAGGCAGUCCAAUCACCUACAGAGAAGGUGAGUGUUGCAGGUAAGGUGGUGCAAGGAAUUGAUGCAGCCGUUCGAGAUGUGAGCAUUGCAGGUAUGGCGGUGCCUUAUCAAGCAUUCAUACGAGGAGACUGGGAAAGGUUGAAAAUGUACUUUGAAGAAAACCCAGAUGCAGUGGUGUCUCCAUUGACAGUUAACAAGGAUACCGCCCUCCAUAUUGCAAUUUACAGCGGAAGCACCAGGCUGAUCGAGAGUAUGAUCGAAAUUACAAAGCAAGUAGCACGAAACCUGACUCGGAGUCCCUUUCUGAUUGACAAUGAGUAUGGGAAUACUGCUCUCCAUGAGGCAGCUGCCUCAGGAAAUCUUAGAGCAGCAAAGCAAUUGUUGGCCUGUGAAAGGUCAUUGCUAGAGAUUAAGAACAAGUUAGGCGAAACCCCGAUUUACAGAGCUGCAGCAUUUGGCAUGACUGAAAUGGUCAAGUUCCUGGCUGGCGAAGUUAUGAAGGACACAGAAGUAGUUGUCCGAACUCACAGGCAGAAGGGUCCUUUUAUGAGCAUCCAUGGCCUGAGAAAUGAUGCAACCUCAAUUCUUCAUAUUUCUGUUCAUGCCGAACAUUUUGAAACAGCUUUGUACCUGCAGAGAACAGACGAAGCACUUGGAGAGUUGAAGGAUGAAAACGGGAGGACUUGCCUUCAUCUGCUAGCAAACAUGCGCUCAGCUUAUAAAAGCGGCCAGCCCAUGGGAAAGUUAAUGGGACUUUUCUACAACUGUCUUCCGGAUGGCGACCGUUGCCAUGACAAGCAUGUGGUAUCUUGCAAUAGAAAGGGUGACUUGGAGAGUGGAGUUUAUGGGAAUUAUUUGUCAAGCUAUUCAAGGAUUCGUAAAGCAUUCGCAAGGACGUGUUUUAUCAUUUGGAGAUGCCUGGCUCAAGGAUGGCCAGUUUUGGAUAGAGUCUGGAAAGAAAAGAGAAGGCAUGAAUCAGUUAUGAAAUUCACAAAGUUGCUAGUGAGUAAAGAUACUUCAUGGGAGGCGAGUUCUGCAAACCCUGAUAUUGGUACAAUUUCUUUUGGAGAAGUAGCUGAAAGAGCAAGAGCAACAGAGAGAGGCACAGUGCAGAAUACAUCAGCAGGAAAGACAAUUGUACCACCUCUUACUCCAUUGCUGAUUGCCUCCAGCAAUGGUAUAAUUGAGAUCGUCGAGGAGAUACUUCAAGAGUAUCCGCAGGCUGUUGAGCAUGUCAGCGAUCAGGGCCAAAACAUAUUACAUGUGGCUGUCAAACAUCGCAAAAAGGAGAUCUUUCGUCGCGUAAAGAAGAUGAAGAUUCCAAUGGCUAUUUUAGUCCGCAAAAUGGAUAUUAACGGCUACACCUUGUUGCACCAUGCUGCUGACAUGCAUAAUUAUUUUGGAGGAUACAAACCUAGUCCUGUUCUGCAAUUACAGGAGGAGCUACGGUGGUACGAGCGGGUGAAGAAGAUAAUACCUUCUCACUAUAUAAUGCACCACAACGGAUAUGGUCAGACUGCCCUUGAAUUAUUUGAGGAGACACAUUCGAAGCUGCACAAGGAUGCACAAGAAUGGCUAAAGCGGACGUCUGAAUCAUGUUCUGUCAUUGCUGUUCUAAUUGCCACUGUUGCUUUCACUGCCAUCUACACUGUUCCAGGAGGCAAUGAUGACAAGACUGGUCUUCCUGUUCUUCUCCGCUACCCAUUCUUCUCUGUUUUCACAAUUUUGGAUAUAAUUUCCCUCGCCAGUUCUUUAACUUCAGUUGUGAUGUUCCUCUCGAUCCUCACCUCUCCAUUUCAGCUUCAGGAUUUCCGCAUCUCUCUCCCUCGAAAACUAACACUUGGGUUUACGUUUCUCUUCUUCUCCGGCAGCUACCAUGCUUGCAUUUGCUGUAACAAUUAUGCUGGAAAUUCAUUUGAAGGAACAGUGGUCUAGAAGUCUCAUUUACACUGUUGCUUUCCUUCCGGUCACUGCGUUUGCACUGAUGCAAUUUCCUUUAUAUUUGGCUUUUACUGGUGCUAUCAAGAGCUCA